UAGGUAGCUUUGAAAUUAACAAAAUCUGCGCCACAUGUAAUAAUAAGUCGGUCUUCUGGAAUUGGACACUUCUGUUCCUUAAACCCCUCAAAUAAACCUUGUUAUUUUCAUCUUUCUUUAAGAAGGUUUCAGUUUUGGGAUAUUGGGGCUGAGCUGCUGUUGUGUGAAGUGAAAAAUGGGGAGACUAUUUUUGGUGGAUCUUGAAGGCAAAACUUACAAUUGCAAAUUCUGCAAAACCCAACUUGGCCAUGUUGAUGAUCUUGUUUCCAAGGCUUUUCAUUGUCGCAGGGGAAAAGCAUACCUGUUCAAUAAUGUGGUAAAUAUAACUUUUGGACCUCGCGAGGAGAGGACGAUGCUUUCUGGAAUGCACACUGUGACAGAUAUAUUUUGUUGUUGCUGUGGGCAGAUUCUUGGCUGGAAAUAUGAGACGGCCCAUGAGAAAAGCCAGAAGUACAAAGAAGGGAAAUUUGUCCUUGAGAGAAGCCGAAUCAUUGAUGGAGAAGUUGAUUCUGAAUUCUACAUUGAUACUCGUGCAAGCAUAAGUGAUGGUGAAGAUGCAUAAGUGAUUUUGUUUACAUUUGUAUUUAAAUACAAUGAUACUUUUAUGGUUGUAUCUUGUAGACUUAGCAAAAGAAUAGUUGUAUCUGUCCUCAAGUUUGUGGAUAUAGAAACUAUGUUGCUGCAGAAGUGUUUUUUAAUCAAUGAGAUUGCCUAGAGUAAAUGUU
Messenger RNA from Solanum dulcamara, 725 nucleotides. Its product is annotated as protein yippee-like At5g53940. The transcript is spliced from 5 exons. The record is from RefSeq and is a predicted model, not a curated record. Bases 176 to 562 code for a protein of 128 amino acids. Lineage: Eukaryota; Viridiplantae; Streptophyta; Magnoliopsida; Solanales; Solanaceae. Gene Ontology annotation, cellular component: ubiquitin ligase complex.